Erigeron canadensis is the source of this 2616-nucleotide messenger RNA. Its product is annotated as cell division cycle protein 48 homolog. Gene Ontology annotation, molecular function: ATP hydrolysis activity; ATP binding; polyubiquitin modification-dependent protein binding. The transcript has 7 exons. Gene Ontology annotation, cellular component: VCP-NPL4-UFD1 AAA ATPase complex; nucleus; cytosol. Gene Ontology annotation, biological process: retrograde protein transport, ER to cytosol; autophagosome maturation; mitotic spindle disassembly. Lineage: Eukaryota; Viridiplantae; Streptophyta; Magnoliopsida; Asterales; Asteraceae. The record is from RefSeq and is a predicted model, not a curated record. The coding region runs from base 76 to 2499 and encodes 807 amino acids.
ACCGUCAUUCCCAAUUUAUAAAACCCUCUCUCUCCAUAUACUACCCCCAAAUCGAUUUCUUUCUUUUACACAAAUAUGACUGAUCAACCCGAAUCAUCAUCGUCCGAUCCUAAGGGAACUAAACGUGAUUUUAGUACUGCAAUCUUGGAACGAAAAAAAGCUGCAAAUCGUCUUGUUGUUGAUGAAGCAAUCAACGAUGACAACUCCGUUGUUUCUAUGCACCCUGAAACCAUGGAAAAACUUCAACUUUUUAGAGGCGAUACUAUCUUACUCAAGGGUAAGAAAAGAAAAGAUACCAUAUGUAUAGCACUUGCUGAUGAUACAUGUGAAGAACCUAAGAUUAGGAUGAAUAAGGUUGUCCGGUCUAACCUACGUGUUCGCCUUGGUGACGUCAUCUCUGUUCAUCAAUGUGCUGAUGUUAAAUAUGGUAAACGUGUUCAUAUUUUACCAAUUGAUGAUACCAUUGAAGGCGUUACCGGGAAUCUUUUCGACGCCUACCUUAAACCGUAUUUUCUUGAAGCGUAUCGUCCUGUUAGGAAAGGUGAUUUCUUUUUAGUGAGGGGAGGGAUGAGGAGUGUUGAGUUUAAGGUUAUUGAGACCGAACCCGCGGAGUAUUGUGUGGUGGCCCCUGAUACUGAGAUAUUUUGUGAGGGUGAGCCUGUGAAGAGGGAGGAUGAGGAUAAGUUAGAUGAGAUUGGUUAUGAUGACGUUGGUGGUGUUCGUAAACAAAUGGCGCAGAUUCGUGAGUUGGUGGAGUUGCCUUUAAGGCACCCACAGUUGUUUAAGUCUAUUGGUGUUAAGCCGCCAAAGGGUAUUCUGCUUUACGGGCCUCCUGGUUCCGGAAAGACUUUGAUUGCUCGGGCUGUUGCCAACGAGACUGGUGCUUUCUUCUUUUGUAUUAAUGGGCCAGAGAUUAUGUCUAAGAUGGCCGGUGAGAGUGAGAGCAACCUUAGGAAAGCUUUUGAGGAAGCAGAGAAAAACGCACCGUCGAUUAUCUUUAUUGAUGAGAUUGAUUCAAUUGCUCCCAAGCGUGAAAAGACACAUGGUGAGGUUGAGAGGAGGAUUGUUUCCCAGCUGUUGACUCUUAUGGAUGGGCUGAAAUCGCGUGCCCAUGUUAUAGUUAUGGGUGCAACUAAUCGUCCGAAUAGUAUUGAUGCUGCCCUGAGGAGGUUUGGUAGGUUUGACAGGGAAAUUGAUAUCGGUGUUCCUGAUGAAGUAGGCCGUCUCGAGGUUCUUAGAAUACAUACUAGGAACAUGAAGCUCGCUGAGAAUGUUAAUUUGGAGAAGGUUGGUAAAGAGACACAUGGAUAUGUUGGUGCUGAUUUGGCUGCUUUAUGUACUGAGGCUGCACUUCAGUGCAUUAGAGAGAAGAUGGAUGUGAUUGAUUUGGAAGAUGAAUCAAUUGAUGCUGAGAUUCUGAAUUCCAUGGCAGUGACGGAUGAGCACUUUCAGACCGCCCUUGGCACUAGCAAUCCAUCUGCUCUUCGUGAGACCGUUGUGGAAGUGCCCAAUGUCAGCUGGGAAGACAUUGGUGGUCUCGAUAAUGUCAAAAGAGAGCUGCAGGAGACUGUUCAAUAUCCAGUGGAACAUCCCGAGAAAUUUGAGAAGUUUGGCAUGGCCCCAUCCAAAGGGGUUUUGUUCUAUGGUCCACCUGGAUGUGGUAAAACUCUUCUUGCCAAGGCUAUCGCUAGUGAAUGCCAGGCCAACUUCAUCAGCAUCAAGGGUCCAGAGUUGCUCACUAUGUGGUUCGGUGAAAGUGAAGCCAAUGUUCGUGAAAUAUUUGACAAGGCUCGUGGAUCUGCUCCAUGCGUCCUCUUUUUCGAUGAAUUGGAUUCCAUUGCUACCCAGAGAGGAAGCAGUCAGGGUGAUGCUGGAGGUGCAGCUGAUAGAGUUCUGAACCAACUUUUGACUGAAAUGGACGGAAUGUCUGCCAAGAAAACCGUCUUCAUCAUUGGUGCAACCAACAGGCCUGAUAUAAUUGAUCCUGCACUUUUAAGGCCUGGCCGUCUUGACCAGUUGAUAUACAUUCCUCUCCCAGAUGAGGAGUCCCGCUAUCAGAUCUUCAAAUCUGCUUUAAGGAAGUCCCCUGUAUCUAAAGAUGUUGACCUACGAGCUCUUGCUCAGUACACCCAGGGUUUCAGUGGGGCUGAUAUCACUGAAAUCUGCCAGCGGGCUUGCAAGUAUGCUAUUCGUGAGAACAUAGAGAAGGAUAUUGAGAAGGAAAAGAGAAUCAGUGAGAAUCCGGAGGCAAUGGAGGAGGAUGUGGAAGAUGAGGUAGCCGAGAUCAAGGCUGCUCACUUCGAAGAAUCCAUGAAAUUUGCUCGAAGGAGUGUUAGUGAUGCUGACAUCCGCAAAUACCAGGCGUUUGCUCAAACACUACAGCAGUCGAGGGGGAUCGGUUCUGAGUUCAGGUUCUCUGAGACUAGCGGUCAAGCUGCUGCAAGUGAUCCUUUUGCUGCCCCUGCUGGUGCAGCUGACGAAGAUGACCUUUAUAGUUGAGCUUUUAUUUUUUUGUACCUGAAUAAGUCUGUCGUCUCGUUCUUGUUAAUGGAUGUUCUUAGUGUAAUAUAUUAAAUUGAUGGUUUUUUUUUUAUAUGAAAGCAUGGACUUAUGUUA